Perca fluviatilis (European perch) is the source of this 3436-nucleotide messenger RNA. Its product is annotated as inactive phospholipase D5-like. The transcript is spliced from 11 exons. The record is from RefSeq and is a predicted model, not a curated record. Lineage: Eukaryota; Metazoa; Chordata; Actinopteri; Perciformes; Percidae. Gene Ontology annotation, molecular function: catalytic activity. Bases 690 to 2561 code for a protein of 623 amino acids.
UGUAUCUCAUCCUCCAUCCGUCUCUGGAUGUCUUCCAGCUGGUCCUUCAGCUCCACCAGGUCCUUGAGCUGGCCCAGAGGACCCUGCAUACACACAGACACAAACUAACUGAUACACUCCCACGUCGUGCACCGGGGAUGCCUGAAUCUGUGGAAGUCCUGAUCAGAGUCGUCGGAGUUCCCGGUCUGCUGAGAGCUGAGCCUAACAGCUCUGUGCUCAGUUAAACCCAGUCCAGCCUUGCUCAGCAAAUAUCUCUGCAUUACAAUAAGAAGGUGAAGCCGUGCUUACAGGAGGCACACUGGAAGAGGAUUUUCCUACAGCCUGUGGACAUUUGCCAAUAGUGGUGAAGAAAGGGAUGCUGCUUCUUUAUGAACACAGGGGUAUUAUGACAAUGAAAGCUAUGUGGUGAUGCAUUUGAGGAAUGUAAAGCUUCUCCACUCCACUGGAGCUGAAUGCUUGCAGCAAAUUGCUUUGGAAGAAAAACACCACCUUUUGCUAGACACUUACAAGUAUAUUCAUUUUUUCACCAUGUACCAAGGAAGUAAAAGGUGCAGUCAAGCUAAAUGUGCACGAUGCAUAUCAAAAAGGAAGAGUUUCCACCAGCUAUUAACAGGAGAUCAACAAGCUAAUUGACUCUUUUUUUUUACCAAGACUGAGAGACCAUCCACCCACCCAUCCAUCUGGCUAUAAUGGAGCUACGAGGGACCCGCGGAACAAUGGGCCUGGACUCGAGGGGUCAGGGGUUGGGGUUCGGCAUGCCAGCCAUCGGGAUUCCAGCCAGCUCCAUAUUAACUGCAGUGCAGCAUCAGGACUACUCAGCCGGCGUCUGGCUUCGCAGGAAGGACAAACUCGAACAUUCUCAGCAGAAAUGCAUUAUGAUCUUCGCCUUGGUGUGCUGCUUCGCCGUACUGAUGGCGUUGAUUUUCUCAGCGGUGGACUUUUGGGGUGAGGAUGAAGAUGGGAUCACAGAGGAGAACUGUAGCAGGAACUGCAGAGUAGUGCUUGUGGAGAACAUCCCAGAAGACAUCUCCUUCUUAGACAAUGGUACAUCACACCUCCCUCUCUCAGUGGGGCUGUACAACUUACUGGACCGAGCUAUCCGGGUCGUAGAGAUAGUUUCCCCGCUGUGGCUCCUCAACUCCUCCGACUAUGAAUCCAGCUUCCAGCCUGCUGCCAGACAGGGCAGGGCUCUGCUGUCCAGGCUGCAAGGGCUGAAAGCUAAAGGAAUCCAGCUGAAGAUCUCCAGCGGGAUGAUCGACUCGACUGAGCUUGGGAUGCUCGCCAAACACAAUGCUGAAGUUCACUAUGUGAACACGACAGCCCUGACCAAAGGUCAACUCCACUCCUCCUUCUGGGUGGUCGACAGGAAACAUUUCUACAUCGGCAGCGCCAGCAUGGACUGGAGAUCCCUUGCCACUAGGAAGGAGCUAGGUGUGUUGGUGUACGACUGCAGCUGUCUGGCUCUGGACCUCCACAAAGUGUUCAGCCUCUACUGGGGGCUCCAGUACAGAGACUUCAUCCCCUCCUUCUGGUCCAAGCGCCUCUUUGCUCUCUUCAACAGGGACACACCACUGGAGCUCACUCUCAACAGCACAAAGGCUCAGGCCUAUGUCUCUAGCUCCCCAGAUGUUUUCAUCCCUAAAGAUCGUAGCAGUGAUCUUGAAGCUAUUUCCAGGGUCAUCCAGGAGGCCCGCCACUUCAUAUAUAUCUCUAUAAUCGAUUACCUGCCCCUCCUCAGCCGCAACGCUCACAGGUACUGGUCCCGUAUUGACGGUCUAAUCCGGGAGGCUCUGAUCCUGAGAAAGGUCCGGGUCCGUCUCCUGAUAAGUUGCUGGGAAAAGACUCAUCCACUUACUUUCAACUUCAUUUGGUCCCUGAGGAGUCUGUGCAUGGAGCAGGCCAACUGCUCAAUGGAAGCUAAGAUCUUCAACGGCAGAGUCCAGAGGGAUGGCAGUCUCCAAGGAAUAAACCACAACAGGUUUAUGGUGACAGACAGAUCCAUUUAUUUAGGUAACCUUGACUGGGUGGGGAAUGAGUUUAGCUAUAAUGCAGGAGCAGGACUCGUGAUCAGUCAGCCAGAGGGCAUCGAGGAGAGGAACUCCACAGUGGUGGAGCAGCUACGGGCUGCAUUCGAGAGGGACUGGUUUUCACGUUAUACCCGAUCCCUGCAGGCCAAUAAGAUCCCCGUCUGCAACAAGCCCCAGAUCAAAAGGCUGAUGCCAGUCAGAACUAGCCACUUAGACAAUGGACAAGUGCUUAUCAGAACAGGCCAGCAUGAUAACGGACCUGCACCAAUGAGACACAAUCACAAGGAUGAUGGACAGUCGCCAGUUAAAACAAAGCACAAUGAUGACAGACUAAGCAAAGUUAGUCGCCAAGACAAGGCCAGUGGACUGGUGCCAAUUAUAGACAGUUACCAAGAGAGGGGACGAGUCGAAAUGAGUCACCUUGAUAACAGACAGGUACAAAUCAAAGGUAAUUACCAUGACAAUCCAAAGGAACCACCCAGUCAGUCAGCUGAGAGCAGCGGCAGCAGAGAGAUCUUUAACAGGUCCCUGUGAGACAGGUUUCAUGAUGAGAACUGCUCUCUUUCAGUAGCCAUGGACUUUACACACUGGGUCUUUGUAGCAUUUUAUUGACGCCAUUUUGAAGAAAACUAAAACUUUUAAGAUUUAAGUAAUAUCUGGUUUUUAUCAUUUACCUGGUACUUAAUCAUGUUCACGGAAGAACUCAGGAAGGAAAGUAAACGCGCCAAUGCAGUCUGGCACUUUGGAUGGAUUUUUUUUAGGAAUGAAACCAAAACAUUUUGGUAUGGAAGAAACAUUGAUUAAUACACUGUAAUAAUAACUUACAACCGUACUACUAAUGUAAGUUUUUUUUUCUCCUUGUUGAGAUCCUGUCAAGCAAACGAAAUCUUGCAAUCUUAUAGAUUGCCUAAUUAUUGUAUGUCACUUUAGAUGUUUGUCAUAACUGAUCACCCUGUAAAAGGGAGAAAUCACGCCUGCAUGUCUAUGAGAUGGAAAGCAGUGCAGCACGUGUAGCUACACUAGCAACAUUUAUCUUUAAAGAUACACUCCAAAGUAGCGGAAGACUUACAACACAGCUUUACUGUACAUGGUGGGGAUCUCUUAUUGCCUCUGUACUAAUUGGUUGUGGAUACUUUGGCCUCAUGUAAAUAGUUGGUGCAUCUCCAGCAGUCUUCUGAAUAGGAUACUGUAUAAUAAUUCCUUAAAACUGUAAACAUAUUUAUUACCACUGAUAACUUCAGAUAUUCAGAUUUAUUCUAAUGUCAAAUGACAUUAAUAGAAAACAAUCUUAUGUGUAUGUAUUAACACAGAUCCCUCUAAAGGGUUUUUAAACGUUUGCACUAGGGCUGGGCGAUAAGGAGAAAAUCAAAUAUCACGAUAUCUUUGAACAAAUACCUCGAUAUCGAUAC